AUGAAACGGCUGAGAGAUAGCACCAGAAUAUUUCACAGUGAGCAUGCGAUCCACAAGGUAUUAUCGAUCGAGCAACUAAACGCCCAUGUACUACAUUCCGUCAGCGGAGAAGUGGUUGGUGGGAACUACACGUAUUACAGCUUGAUGUACAAAGGCCCCAUCACAUUAUAUUUGUACUCAAGCUUUGGUGAUGCAGAUCUCUAUGUGUCCCAAUUUGUGAAUAAACCAUCAUUUGAACCAGAUAAUUACUGUUUACAAUCUUCCACUUGUGGGCUGGAUGUUGUUCACAUACCAAAAAGCUUCAAAAGACCAGUUGGUAUAGCUGUUUACGGACAUCCGUCGUACGAAGUUAGCGAGUAUUACUUAGAAGUAGUUUACAGGCAAAACAAGGAUAUUUACGUUUUUGAAGAGGACGAGGAAGAUCAAGAAGGAUAUUUUGGACAGGAACAGAAAAUAGAUAGAGAAGAAGGUGAUCAAAUCACAGAAGAGGGAGAGCAGAAAGAAGAGGAGGAGGCAGGAAGUUUUCUAACUGCGCUUUUGUGGACAUUCCUUAACAUACUGGUAGAAGUCUUGUUUUUAUGA
Macrosteles quadrilineatus (aster leafhopper) is the source of this 582-nucleotide messenger RNA. Its product is annotated as UPF0669 protein v1g209471-like. Lineage: Eukaryota; Metazoa; Arthropoda; Insecta; Hemiptera; Cicadellidae. The transcript has 5 exons. The record is from RefSeq and is a predicted model, not a curated record. Bases 1 to 582 code for a protein of 193 amino acids.